AUGAUGCUCCUGCGAUCUAGUGGUCAAAGUAACUUUGUGAGGCAACUCGGAGUUAUAGAUAACGUAAUCAGCAUUCUUCGGUUUAUCUGCGAUACGACCUUGUUACUAUCGCUCAGUGACAGCCAUGAGACCGCUCCUCUGGUGUCUUCUGGUUCUCGUCUUCGCCGCCCCCGCUCUGGGGUGGUGCUUGUUCGGUAUCUGCAUCGGCGAGUCCGCGCCUACCCCGGAACCCGUCCAACUAGAGGUCCCCGACGCGCGGACUCAAGAGAACAUGAUAAAAGUGCCCCUGCGGGACCCCUCGGCCGGAUGUCCACCCGAUCACAGAAUGGCUGGAGGUCGCUGUCGUCCUGUGUGGUAGCUCGGUCUCGAGACAGCAUGAAGAAAGAAUAUCAUCUCCAAUAUCCAUAUCGUAGAAGAUCCUGAUGUUAGCCACUACAUGAUUCAAAAGUGCAAACUAAUGAUGUCUUUUUAACUGUUUUAUAUUCAUUAAUAAAAUGUUACAUUAUUA
Homalodisca vitripennis (glassy-winged sharpshooter) is the source of this 508-nucleotide messenger RNA. RefSeq lists its product as uncharacterized. The record is from RefSeq and is a predicted model, not a curated record. Lineage: Eukaryota; Metazoa; Arthropoda; Insecta; Hemiptera; Cicadellidae. Bases 1 to 423 code for a protein of 140 amino acids. The transcript has 3 exons.